This is a messenger RNA of Micromonas pusilla CCMP1545, 819 nucleotides long. RefSeq lists its product as uncharacterized. The transcript has a single exon. The record is from RefSeq and is a predicted model, not a curated record. The coding region runs from base 1 to 819 and encodes 272 amino acids. Lineage: Eukaryota; Viridiplantae; Chlorophyta; Mamiellophyceae; Mamiellales; Mamiellaceae.
AUGGCGUCCACGUCCAUCGCGCUCGCGACGCCGCGCGCGGCGUCGCUCGCGCGCUCGCGAUCGUCCGCGUCCGCGUCCGCGUCGACGUCCGCGACGUCGCGCGUCGCGCGGAGGCUGACGGCGCGGUGGGGAGACGGAGACGGAGACGGAGACGCGCGCGGACGGCACCAGCAGAUCGCAGCCUCCUCGACGAGAUGGGCGGUCGACGCCGCGGACGCGCGCUCGAUAUCCACCGCGAAGGAAGAGCUGUUCGAGUCGAUGCGCGACGCGAACAGAGGGUUGGACGCGAGCGACGACGCUCUCGCGGCGAUCGAAGCGAAGAUACGCGCCCUGGAAGCGCUGAACCCGACGUCGAAUCCCGCCAACUCGGCGCUCGUCGACGGACGCUGGGAGGUUGUCUUCUCCACCGCGCCACCGCCGUCCAACGGAUCGCUCGGGCCGUUCAAAGGCACGGCGUUUCAGGAGAUCAGCCUCGAAAACGGCUCGUACGUGAACGUUUUAUCCAUACCACCGAACGACUGGCUCGGCGCGCGCCUCGUCGCGACGUUCGCGCCAGUGAUGAACGACAGCCGCGGCGAGCUGUGGACGGUGACGUUCGACGCCGUCGCGGUGACGCUCUUCGACGGCGCGUUUUCGCCGUUCGCGAAGACGUUUAAGGACACGACGCGGGUGUGGAGGACGACGUUCAUAGACGCCGAGACGCGCGUCGUGCGAGCCGCGCGGACGAUGGAGGCGCUGACGCGGGAGGGGGCGCGGGGGAGGAAAGCGGUCGCGGGCGACGAGGACGACUGCGUGUUCGUAAUGAAGCGAGCGCGUUGA